Cyclocybe aegerita is the source of this 561-nucleotide messenger RNA. Lineage: Eukaryota; Fungi; Basidiomycota; Agaricomycetes; Agaricales; Hemipholiotaceae. The record is from the annotation of a GenBank genome assembly.
AUGAAGUUCUCCGCCGUAACUUUUACCGUCCUCUGCUGCGCUGCUCUAUCCAUUGCCGCCCCCUUGAUGCACGCCGUCGAUAUCGAUGACCUCGUUGAAAGGUACUACGACGUCGACGAAAUAGAUGCCCGCGAGUUGUACACUUUAUUUGCCCGCGUUGGCAAGUUCCACGUCGCAGAACCCAACACCAAGAAGGCCGCAUAUGCCUUCAUCGAUAAAGCAAAGGAAGGCGGUCAGCUGGACCGCGCCGCUGCUAGUGGAAGCUCUGCGAAGACUACCAAGUCUGACGGUGCCUUCCACCUCGACCGUCAGCAGCCCACCAAUGCCCAGGGCCAACACAAGGUUGCAGUUCAGCUGAACAACGUCAAGAAAGGUCAGCCUAGCACAGUGGGGCAGGUGGCUAUCCACGGAGGGGCGGAGCCGUCUGGAGGUCGAGUCGCAAAGUCCCUUAAGCACUCGGUGACGACUUCGAAGGAGACUCACAUCAACCACCCUGGAAGCAAGGCAGCUCAGAACGUCGCCGCCCAAAAGGCCAAGCAGCAGGCGAAGGGAAAGAAGUAA